Ctenopharyngodon idella (grass carp) is the source of this 722-nucleotide messenger RNA. RefSeq names its product succinate dehydrogenase complex, subunit C, integral membrane protein (gene sdhc). Gene Ontology annotation, cellular component: membrane. Gene Ontology annotation, biological process: tricarboxylic acid cycle; mitochondrial electron transport, succinate to ubiquinone. Gene Ontology annotation, molecular function: succinate dehydrogenase activity; electron transfer activity. Bases 80 to 589 code for a protein of 169 amino acids. The transcript has 6 exons. The record is from RefSeq and is a predicted model, not a curated record. NCBI's taxonomy places the organism in Eukaryota, Metazoa, Chordata, Actinopteri, Cypriniformes, Xenocyprididae.
CUUACCAAAAUGGCGGUUGGCUUGUGAUUUCGUUUGCAACAUCCGGCUGCGUCACGUCCGAACACUCAAGAUCAAAAACAUGGCGUUGCUUCUAAGGACGGUGGCCCGACAGGGUCUGUGUUCGUCACGGUCACAGUUUGGCGUACUCUACAGACAUGCUGUCCCUAUGGGAACCACAGCGAAAGAGGAAAUGAACAAGUAUUGGACAAAAAACACACGACUCAACAGACCUGUCUCACCACAUUUAAGCAUCUACCAGUGGUCUGUCCCCAUGAUGCUGUCAAUCUCACACAGAGGAACAGGCGUAGCACUAAGUUCAGGAAUCUCUGCGUUUGCACUUGCUGCGCUGGUUUUACCGGAGAGUUACCCAUAUUACCUUGAUCUCAUUCACUCCAUGUCCUUUGGGCCCCAGUUCCUUGCUUUCAGCAAAUUUGCUCUAGCUUUCCCAGUGGCUUUUCACACCUUCAACGGCAUCCGUCAUCUGAUGUGGGAUGUUGGGAAGGGUUUUAAGAUUCCUGACGUCUAUCGUUCUGGCUACAUUGUCAUUGCUCUGACUAUUCUCACAUCAAUUGGUCUUGCUGCCAUGUAAAUCCAUGAGACACAAAUGAAGAAAACGUGGAAGUAGAGAAGGUGGUGUUAUUUUGUUUAUCUGUCCCAGAAGUGGUCUGUAAGCACCAAAUUCAUUAAUAUAAAAAAUAAAAAUAUCUAUGUCUACACAAAAA